Messenger RNA from Ceratotherium simum simum (southern white rhinoceros), 1615 nucleotides. Lineage: Eukaryota; Metazoa; Chordata; Mammalia; Perissodactyla; Rhinocerotidae. The record is from RefSeq and is a predicted model, not a curated record.
CUCACUGCCAUGGAAAGAAAUGACAUCAUCAACUUCAAGGCGUUAGAAAAAGAGCUGCAGGCUGCAGUCACUGCUGAUGAGAAGUACAAACGGGAGAAUGCUGCCAAGUUACGGGCAGUGGAACAGAGGGUGGCUUCCUAUGAGGAGUUCAGGGGUAUUGUCCUUGCAUCACAUCUGAAGCCACUAGAGCAGAAGGACAAGAUAGGAGGAAAGAGGACUGUGCCCUGGAACUGUCACACCACUCAGGGAAGGACUUCCCAGGACGAGACCACUGAAAUCUCCCAGGAGAACACACUCCUCCAGCCUGAGACCUCGGCAGACUUCUACCGUGAUUGGCGGCGAUACUUGCGGAGUGGGCCAGAGCGCUACCAGGCCCUGCUGCAGCUCGGGGGUCCAAAGCUGGCCCGCCUCUUCCAGACGGAUGUGGGGUUUGGACUUCUAGGGGAGCUGCUGGUGGCACUGGCUGAUCACGUGAGGCCGGCAGACCGGUCGGUGGUGCUGGGGAUCCUGCGCAGCCUGGCCAGCACCGGGCGCUUCACCCUGAACCUGAGCCUGCUGAGCCACGUGCAAAGAGAGAGCUGCAGAGGCUUGUUUCAGAAGCUGCAGGCCAUGGGCGCCCCCAGACCCAUGAAGGAAGGGCUCAGCCAGAGGGAGUGGGGUGUGGAGGAGCUGCCUGCUGGGCUCCAGGAGGAGGAGAGGCUCCUCCAAGAGCUGCUAGGGCUGUACCAGAUGGAUUAAUAGGACCAGUUACCUUCAGAGGCCCCCAGUGGUCAUUGGAGGACUUUUUUGGUUGUUGUCUUGGGGGCUCUACAGGACUGUAAUGAGAAACCCACACCUAAUUCCCUUCUCAACUUGGAAUUUUCAGGGCAAAAGCAGGAAUCGAAUCUUCCCUUCCUCUCCAGCCCCGUGGUGGCUCAAUAUUCUGAAGUGUGUAGAUCCACAGGAUGGUCAAGGGCCCAAGAAGUUGAAAGUGUUUUGCUUCUCACCCUUACUGUCUGCCAAGCCUCUAGCCCUCAGCCCUGAGAGAUGGGUGUGUGCCCAACCAAAUGCUGGCUACACCAGUUACAGCCUCCACUCAAAAAAAUGGGAAAAAGGAAAAUCAUUAAUCUUCCAUGGUAAACAAAUACUGAUCUCCAUAGCUCUUAACAAGAAUCUUUAUAACUUAAAACCAAUGAAUGGGCAUUUAAUCCACAAAUGAUCAAAGGGUACCCCAUUUGAGGUGCAGUAUUUUUUCCCCAGGGACUGAGUUCCUGUGCAGGCUGGGCCUGGGAAAGCCCCAAGCCAUUAGCUCAGGUCUGGCCAGCUUCCCAGGCUUCUUCAGGUGGCCAGAUGUGCAGGCCGGCGGGUUUCCUUCAACUCCCAGAUUAACCGAAGGGAAGACCUUUCCACUAGGUAGGCAGGGCAGGGCCUGGAGCAGAGAGGCCGAGAUUUCCUGUCCUAGCACCUGGGCCCUUGCUUCUCAUUCCGGUUUCCCCCGACCCAUUCUUGGGUGAGUGCCAGUGUUCUAGAAAGGGGAGAGAGGGCCAGGUUCUAGAAUGGCUUUCCCUCCAGAUUAUGCCUGGAACAUCAGAAGGGCAUCUUGUAUAUCAGCUGGGAAUAAAUUGCCUUGCUUUUG